AUGGUGUCCCUUAAUAAAUCAAUUUACACCCUAAUUUCAUUGUGCCUUGCAUCAGUAUACGCUGGUAAGGACGGCUACCAGAUAUAUCACGCGGAUGAUUUCCCUGUUCAAGCAUGUACUGGUGUCAUUGGAAAAACUGCUACAUUUUUUGGUGAGGAUGUGAAGAAUGGAUAUUGUGAUAUUGGUAAUCAGCCAGCAUUGGGUACCAUGGCUGAGUGUAUUGAAUAUAUGAUGAACUACAAGAACAAGAACUCACGUAAAUUGUUUUUAAAAAGUUGUAAAAAGAAGAAUUUGACGGAAGAUCAAUAUUUUGCUGCUUUACAAAAUGCCACUGAUUUUGGUUUCGUUAAUACCACUGCUGAGGAAGGGUUCAACAAAUCGACAUUGUAUUACAAGCCAGUUUUGUUGACCCAGAAGAAAGUUGAUAAAGCUUAUGAUGCUGUUGCUACUAGAUGGUACAAUUACAACUAUGCUCAAUGGUUUGGAAUUGCCUUGAUGUGUUACUGGUUUGGUGUUUUGUUUAUUGCUGGUGCCAUCAACUUGUGUUAUUUCCUUUUCCCAUCAUUCAUCAAGUCAUUCAAGGGUGGAAUUGUUAACGCAUUCCGUAAAUACUUUACUUUACCCGCAUUGUUUAGCAAAACACAUGUCCAUCAUAAAGUUGUGCUCAAGUACUUGGUUGUUAUGUUCCCAACUAGAUUGGAAUCGAUUAUUGUCUUUGGAUGGUUUGCUAUGGCUUUGAUCAUGUGUUGUACCAACUAUGUCCACGUUGUUCCAAACUAUAUCUGGCCAGAUAAGUCAAAUGAAUUGGGAAGAAAAGUUGCUGAUAGAACAGGACAAAUUGUCAUGUGGUUGAUGCCUCCAUUGGUUUUGUUUGCCGGUAGAAACAACUUCAUGCAAUGGAUUAGUGGAUGGCCAUAUGCUAGGUUUGUCUACAUUCACAAGUGGAUCUCAAGAAUUGUGUUUUUCAUGUCCAUUGCUCACGCUGUUGGUAUGACUUAUAACGGUAAAAAGUUGGGCAAAUACGAAACAAGAUUUGAAGAGCCUUAUGUUCGUUGGGGUACUGUUGCUAUUGUUGCCAUGGGUAUUAUGUGUUUUCAAUCAUUGAUGUAUUUCAGAAGACACAAUUAUGAGUUGUUUGUCUUAAUUCAUAUCUUGAUGGCAGUAUUUGCCAUUGCUGGGUUAUGGAUUCAUGCCAGACCACAACAUUUCCAUUACUUUAUGAUUGCCACAGUUGCGGUUUGGGUAUUUGACCAUGUUGUUCGUCUUGCAAGAUUAGCUUCGUUUGGUUUACGUACAGCUCAAGUGCAAUUGAUUGCAAAUGAAACCGUUAAAGUUACCGUUUCUAGACCAGCUUGGUGGAUCCCUUUUCCUGGUUGUCAUGCAUUUAUUCACUUCAUGAGACCAACCUGUUUCUGGCAAUCACAUCCAUUCACUAUUGUUGACUCCGUUGCUGAAAAUAGGACCAUUACUUUCUAUUUGAAAGUUAAAGGGGGUAUGACGCAUGGAUUGUAUCAAUACUUGGCCAAACAACCAAGUCAAACUGCUUCAAUCAAGGUUUCAGUAGAAGGUCCAUAUGGUAACCCGGUUGCUAUCAACAGAUUUGAAUCAAGUGUUUUCAUUGCUGGUGGUAAUGGUAUUCCUGGUCUUUAUUACGAAGCCACUUCUAUUGCCAAAAGAUUUGGUGAAGCAAGAUCAAUCAAGUUUUAUUGGGUCAUUCGUCAUUAUCGUUCAUUGGAAUGGUUUUACCAAGAAUUACAAAAACUCAAAGAUUUGCCAUCAAUCACUCCAAUUGUAUAUGUCACUCAACCCCAUGUCGGCUUAACUGAACCGAUUGCCACUGAAUUAACCGAUGAUGAAUUGGAGCAGGAAGAAGAACAAGAAAAGAAGUCUGAUUCAUAUGAAAAGGAAGAUUAUAUUGUUAAAAUUAGAAAGCAAUUGAAUCACGUUGAAUUCAGAGAGUAUAGACCUGAUUUUUAUGCCCUUGUUGGGGAAGAGAUCAAGGAAACUGUCACACCAUUAGCUAUUGCUUCAUGCGCUCAUGGGUCAAUGGUUGAUGACGUUAGGAAAUCGGUUGCUGAUCACUUGAAUGAUUCACAGUAUAGAAUUGAAUUGUUUGAACAAAUCCAAGGUUGGUAA
Messenger RNA from Lodderomyces parapsilosis, 2136 nucleotides. RefSeq names its product Fre10p (gene FRE10). Gene Ontology annotation, biological process: copper ion import; iron ion transport; intracellular iron ion homeostasis. Gene Ontology annotation, molecular function: ferric-chelate reductase activity. NCBI's taxonomy places the organism in Eukaryota, Fungi, Ascomycota, Pichiomycetes, Serinales, Debaryomycetaceae. The coding region runs from base 1 to 2136 and encodes 711 amino acids. The transcript has a single exon. The record is from RefSeq and is a predicted model, not a curated record. Gene Ontology annotation, cellular component: plasma membrane.